AUGCCGCUGACGCCUGCAGUGUGCUCUGUCAAUGAUGUGCAGGGGCUGCAAAUGGAUCCGACCUUCCACCCAAGUCUGUGGGGCGAUUUUUUCCUGAAAUACAAGCCGCCAACUGCAUCUAAGCAUGGAUACAUGACAGGAAGGGCUGAAGUGUUGAAAGAAGAAGUUAGGAAAAUGCUGAAAGCUGCAAAUCAAAUAAAAAAUAUUUUAGAUCUUAUAAUCACACUGCAGAGGCUUGGACUGGAUAACCACUAUGAGAAUGAGAUCAAUGAACUGUUGAGCUUUGUUUACAAUUCGGAUUACGAUGACAAAGAUCUGUAUUUAGUCUCACUGAGAUUUUAUCUUCUAUGGAAACAUGGUUAUUAUGUUUCAUCAGAUGUCUUUACAAGUUUUAAAGAUAAGGAAGGAAAUUUCAGGGUAGAUGAUACAAAAUGUCUCUUGAGCUUAUACAAUGCAGCAUACCUUAGGACUCAUGGGGAGAAAGUACUUGAUGAAGCCAUUAUAUUCACUAGACGCCAACUUGAAGCAGUAUUAGAUUCUUUGGAAUCAACAUUAGCAGAUGAGGUAUCUCUUACCCUUCAAACACCUCUCUUCCGAAGGGUUAGAAUACUGGAAACAAGAAACUAUAUCUCAAUCUAUGAAAAGGAAGGUGCACGAAAUGACAUCAUAUUAGAGUUCGCAAAAUUGAAUUUCAACCUUCUUCAGCUUAUUUAUUGUGAGGAGUUAAAAAAGGUCAAACUAUGGUGGAAGCAGCUUAAUGUUGAGACAAACUUAAGUUUUAUUCGAGACAGAAUUGUAGAAUGUCAUUUCUGGAUGACAGGAGCAUGCUUUGAACCACAGUAUUCUCUUACACGAGUUAUAACUACGAAGAUGACAGCCUGUAUCACAAUAUUAGAUGACAUAAUGGAUACCUACAGUACAACUGAGGAGGCCAUGCUCCUUGCUGAAGCAAUAUACAGAUGGGAAGAGAAUGCUGCCGAACUACUUCCAGAAUACAUGAAGGAUUUCUAUCUGUACUUAUUGAAGACAAUUGAAUCAUGUGAGGAUGAACUAGGACCAAACAGAAGCUUCCGGACAUUUUAUCUCCAAGAAGUGUUAAAGGUGUUGGUCCGAGGAAGCUCUCAAGAGAUCAAAUGGCGUAAUGAAAAUUACAUUCCAGAAACAAUCAAUGAACACUUAGAACAUUCAGGACUAUCUGUGGGAGCCUUUCAAGUAGCAUGUUCUUCAUUUGUUGGGAUGGGUGACAACAUAACAAAGGAAAUUCUUGAGUGGCUUUUGGCAUAUCCAGAACUUCUCAAGUCUCUCACGACUAUUGCACGACUGUCGAAUGAUAUUGCAUCAACAAAGCGUGAGCAAAAUGUGGGGCACCAUGCUUCUACGGUCCAAUGUUAUAUGUUGAAGCAUGGGACAACAAUGGAUGAUGCAUGUGAGAAGAUAAAAGAGUUAACUGAAGACACAUGGAAGGAUAUGAUGGAACUCUACCUUACAUCAACAGAACAACCAAAACUCAUCGCACAAACAGUCGUUGAUUUUGCAAGGACAGCGGACUACAUGUACAAGGAAACAGAUGCAUUCACUUUUUCCCACACAAUCAAAGAUAUGAUAGCAAAACUCUUUGUGGAGCCAAUAUUAUUAUUCUAG
Miscanthus lutarioriparius is the source of this 1641-nucleotide messenger RNA. The record is from the annotation of a GenBank genome assembly. NCBI's taxonomy places the organism in Eukaryota, Viridiplantae, Streptophyta, Magnoliopsida, Poales, Poaceae.